Varanus komodoensis (Komodo dragon) is the source of this 828-nucleotide messenger RNA. RefSeq names its product ribonuclease H2 subunit C (gene RNASEH2C). Lineage: Eukaryota; Metazoa; Chordata; Lepidosauria; Squamata; Varanidae. Gene Ontology annotation, cellular component: ribonuclease H2 complex. The transcript is spliced from 4 exons. The record is from RefSeq and is a predicted model, not a curated record. Gene Ontology annotation, biological process: RNA catabolic process. Bases 1 to 582 code for a protein of 193 amino acids.
AUGGCCGGCGAGGACCGGGGCGCGGUGAGGCUGGUGCUGCCCUCCCCGCCGGGGGCGCCCCGCGAGCGGCCCCACCUGCUCCCCUGCGCGGUGCACCACGACGGCGCGGCCGCGGUGCGCCGCUACUUCGCGCCGGCCAUUCGCCCUGCAGACGCGCCCGGAGCAGAGUUAUCCGUGUCCUUCCGUGGGCGAAGUCUAAAGGGGAAGGAAGUCCAGCUGCCCGAGGGAUAUGUGGGGCUGGUACUAAAAGAGGAUGCCUCCGCUCUCUCGCCAUUGGAGGAACGGCAGGUGCGGGUGAAGUCAAGCUUUGACGCAGUGACGGUGUGGAAUUUGGAACGAGCCCCUGACAGCAUGGAUGAGAUACUCAUGGCUUUCGACUGGCCUAAGAUUGCUGAGGGGAGGCUUUGGAUGUGCUGGAGCUGGUUGAAGGCAUGGGAGACCUUGAUCAAAAGUGUGAGGUUUUACUGGGUUCCUGUUUAUAACAACACACUUAAGACAAUGUCAAAACUCAGCUGUGUCGUGCUGUCCUACCCCCCCCCCCGCCACAAAACAGCUAGAAUGGGGGGACUGCCUGAGAUUUAAGAAACCUUCACCUGAUAGCAAAAGAAUAGCUGUAACAAGCUUUCAGUUUGUACUGUGAAAUCUCCGUUCUUUGGAAGCAUGCCACGUUGCGUUUCAUUUUUUACAAUGCAAAAGAAAAGGAAAAAACCUAAGUAGGUUUAGGUCACACCUGGGCAGACUCUGCAGACAUUUCCCCUCCUUUUGGUUACAUUUCCUAGGCCGAUUCUGUUUUGUGAAAAACCAAAUAAAAAUACACAGAAAGGACAA